UAUACCGGAUAAAAAUGUCGCACUAAAAUUACCGAAAUAAGAACUGGCUUUUGCCAUACUUCAUGUAUCAGUAACUAUAUGUUUAUUUGUCAUCGAAGCACGAUUUAAAACUUUGAUUAGAAGAAGAUGGAAUAUAUUAAAACGAAAUGUCAAGGACGUUUGCAGCUUGAAAAUCAUUUUGCUGCUACUUUGUUCAUCAAGGAAACAGGUAAUUAUCUGAAGUUAUCCGAAGUGACAAUUGCAUCUGCAUGUGUUUUGUAUCACAGAUUUAUGGCAGCGAUAGAUGACCUUAACAAUUUUGAUGCCAAUGUCGUAGGAUGUACGGCGCUCUAUCUUGCUGGAAAAGUCGAGGAGAAUCCGUGUAAACUGCGAGAUCUUAUCAACAUGGCGUACAGCAUUCUCAACAAAAAUAAACCACCAAUUGAUAUUGCCGAUAAGUACUGGCGUCUUAGGGACAGCAUAGUCAAAUGCGAAUUGUUGUUUUUGCGGCUUCUUAGUUUUAAGGUUGCCGUGGACAAUCCGCAUAAGUAUAUGCUGCACUAUCUGAAGAGCCUUGAAGAUUGGUGUGAGGAAGAAUCGUGGGAGUUAUCGCAGUUGCCUCAAAUGUGCUGGUGUGUGUUGAGCGACUUCUUUCACACGACGCUGUGUUUAGAAGAGUCUGCAGCGUGCGUUGCUGUUGCUGUCAUAUACCUUUGCGUCAUGUGCACUGGGUUGAAAAUACCAAUGGAGACCGCUGACAAGAAAUGGUGGCAGGUGUUUUGCGAUGACAAGACCGAGGAAGAUAUACAAGACAUUGUUGGCAGAAUUAUAAAAGUGUACGAAUUUGAAACAAAGCAAACGGUUAAGUAAAGCGAAGCUCGUUCACACUAAGAAAAGCGAGUUAUUGCGAUUCAAGAUAGAGAUGGUUUCGAGAAGUGUUCCAGGAAAUGUUUUGACGAAUAUAAGCGUGUGCAAUGAUCUUAGAUUUGUCAGGAACACCAUAUUCAAAGAACGCGACAGAUCAGAAGUUACAGAAGGCCGUCACCACUACCCACGGUGGUUUCUUUUGACAAGGACACGCAAUGGCCGAGUAGAGGAUAUAAAUGAUGCCGUCUCAUUUGCUGUGGAACAGGAAAGAAAUGUUCUCGUAUACCUACACAUUUCUCUAGUUUUGCUUUGAUAGCUAUAUGUCGUGAGCUAAUUACCACAUUCUUGGACGAUACACCCCAACACCCAAACGACGUGCUACGAAAGUGGGGUUCGAAUCCUUCGAGGGUCAGUCGGUUGUCGUUGGGUUCGGUGUGUUGAGCAUAAGACUUGCGGUGAACGAGUUCCGUGAAUGUCAAGAACAUAGUAAGGGUAGAUGAUAGUGUACACGAGGUGUAUUGUAGAUUUUUCGAGAAUGGAUUGUGACACUUGAACCAUGCAAUUACGGUGGAAUUACAUUAGCCAUGACUUUACCUUUAGUUAUUUACGUUUUAUUGAACUGUAAAAAGCUAAAGAGAACGACGCGCUCUUAAACUCGAGGAGGAGUGAUCACCAAUCCGUCACCUACCUGUACCACUCAGCCAAGCGAGAGAGAUGUGAUGCCAAUGGAAACUUAUCAAGUGUUUGACAGAACAGCAUUUAUUGCCUUUCAUUACAUAAGGCUUUAAGUAAUAAGAUCUUUGGCAAAUGCCUUUACCUCAUCAUUGAAAAGAUAGAACUUUAUAAAGAAUAUUGGCUUGCGACAAGUCGAGUGAAAGCAUUCGAAGCAAUAUAUGUAUUAUCACAAAGAAAGAAGAAGAAUAAAGUAUGCACAAUGUCAUGCAUUGCCAUGUGGUGAA
Molecule: messenger RNA, 1805 nt
Organism: Xenia sp. Carnegie-2017
Lineage: Eukaryota; Metazoa; Cnidaria; Anthozoa; Malacalcyonacea; Xeniidae
Product: cyclin-Q-like
Exons: 6
Coding region: 127-849 (240 amino acids)
Biological process (GO): regulation of transcription by RNA polymerase II
Cellular component (GO): nucleus
Molecular function (GO): cyclin-dependent protein serine/threonine kinase regulator activity
Source: RefSeq, a predicted model, not a curated record